Messenger RNA from Trichoderma citrinoviride, 2430 nucleotides. Its product is annotated as D-xylulose 5-phosphate/D-fructose 6-phosphate phosphoketolase. Gene Ontology annotation, molecular function: aldehyde-lyase activity. The record is from RefSeq and is a predicted model, not a curated record. The coding region runs from base 1 to 2430 and encodes 809 amino acids. Lineage: Eukaryota; Fungi; Ascomycota; Sordariomycetes; Hypocreales; Hypocreaceae. Gene Ontology annotation, biological process: carbohydrate metabolic process. The transcript has 6 exons.
AUGCCCGGAGAAGUGAUUGACCAGCCGAAUCCCCCGCCGCUUGCGAGCCAGCUCCCGGACUCAAUAGAAGAGCUGGCUGUGAAGCCUGCAAAGGCAUCGCUGAACAACCUCGACCUAUGCUCGCUCAGAGACUUUCAACGGGCAGCAUGCUACAUUGCGAGCGCAAUGAUAUUCCUCAAGGACAAUGUCCUUUUGGAUCGUGAGCUACGGUUGGAAGAUGUGAAACCAAGACUCCUGGGGCAUUGGGGUACUUGCCCCGGGCUGAUUCUCAUCUGGUCACAUUUGAACCUGCUCAUCCGCGACAGUGCCCAGGACAUGCUCUUCGUCGUUGGACCCGGCCACGGAGCCCCUGCUGCCUUGGCCUGUCUCUGGCUCGAAGGCUCGCUCGAGCGCUUCUAUCCAGACAAGUACAGAACCGACAGGGAGGGGCUGCAUAACCUCAUUACGCGCUUCUCUGUUCCUGGAGGGUUCCCGAGUCACAUCAACCCGGAGACGCCAGGUUGCAUCCACGAGGGCGGAGAGCUGGGCUAUGCCUUAUCAGUGUCCUUUGGCGCAGUCAUGGAUAACCCAGAUCUCAUUGUUACAUGUGUUGUCGGCGAUGGCGAGGCCGAGACUGGCCCUACAGCAGCGGCAUGGCAUUCCAUCAAAUACUUGGACCCCGCAGAGUCUGGAGCAGUCAUCCCCAUCCUGCACGUCAACGGCUUCAAGAUCAGCGAGCGGACCAUCUUCGGCUGCAUGGACAACGAGGAGCUCGUCCUGCUCUUCUCGGGCUACGGCUACCAGGUGACCAUCGUCGAAACCCUGGAUGCCAUCGACGUCGAACUGCACUCGGCCUUGUUCUGGGCCUUGUCGGAGAUCAAGAGGAUCCAGGAAGCCGCGCGAACGGGCAACCCCAUCACCAAGCCCCGGUGGCCCAUGAUCAUCCUCCGGACGCCAAAGGGGUGGACAGGGCCUCGGACGGUGGACGACAAGCUCAUCGAGGGCUCCUUUCACGCCCAUCAGGUGCCGGUGACGCAGGCUAACAAGAACGAAGACCAUCUCCACAUCCUGGAGGACUGGCUCAAGAGCUACGACGUGCGCGGACUGCUGCCCGACGGCAAGCCCACGCGCGACGUCCUGGACAUUCUGCCGCGGGAAGACGAAAAGAGACUGGGCCGAUCCAAGCUCGCGUACGAUUGCCACCGCGGCCUCGACCUGCCGGACUGGACGCCUCAUUCGGCCGAACGGUUUGAAGAAGCCAGCAGCAUGCAGCAGGCGGGCAAGUUCCUUGACGUCGUGGCUAGGAAGAACAUGAAGACGUUCCGCAUCUUCUCCCCCGACGAGCUGGAGAGCAACAAGCUCAGCGCCGUCCUGGACCACUCGAGCCGAAACUUCCAAUGGGACCAGUACUCGCGCGCGCAGGGCGGCCGCGUCAUCGAGAUCCUGUCGGAGCACUGCUGCCAGGGCUUCCUCCAGGGAUACACCUUGACGGGGCGGACGGCCAUCUUCCCCAGCUACGAGUCGUUCCUGGGCAUCAUCCACACCAUGAUGAUCCAGUACGCAAAGUUCUCCAAGAUCAGCCGCAAGCUGCCCUGGCGAGGCGACCUGAGCUCCAUCAACUACAUCGAGACGAGCACCUGGGCGCGACAGGAGCACAACGGCUUUUCGCACCAGAACCCUUCCUUCAUCGGCGCCGUCUUGAACCUCAAGGCCGAGAUAGCGAGGGUCUACCUGCCCCCCGACGCAAACUGCUUCCUGAGCACCCUGCACCACUGCCUCCAGUCCAAGAACUACGUGAACCUGAUGAUUGGGUCCAAGCAGCCCACGCCCGUCUACCUCUCCGCCGAAGACGCCAAGGAGCACUGCAAGAAGGGUGUCUCCAUCUGGCGCUUCGCAAGCACCCACAACGGCGAGGACCCGGACGUGGUCCUCGUCGGCAUCGGAGUCGAGGUGACGUUUGAGGUCAUCAAGGCCGCCCAGCUCCUGUCCCGCCUCGCCCCGAACCUGCACGUCCGCGUCGUCAACGUGACCGACCUGCUCGUCCUCCCCCGCGAAUCGCACCACCCGCACGCCCUCGACGGCAAGGCCUUUGAGGACGUCUUCACCCCCGACAAGCCCGUGUGCUUCAACUACCACAGCUACGCGACGGAGCUGCAGGGGCUCCUGUUUGGCCGCCCGGCGCUGCACCGCAUGAGCGUGGAGGGCUACAAGGAGGAGGGAAGCACGACGACGCCGUUUGACAUGAUGCUCGUCAACGCCGUCAGUCGCUUCCACGUCGCUUCGCGGGCGUUGAAGGCCGCGGCUGCGCAAAACGAGGAGAUUAAGGAGCAUCUGGACUCUUUGCUGGCAAAGGUUGACGACGAGAUGACGAGUGUGAAGAGUUACAUUGAGGAGCAUGGCAAAGCAGACCCGGAUGAUAUUUACGAGCUGGAUUUCUUGAAGAAGGAUUAG